AUGAUUGCUCAACAAUUUUCUAAACUUGCUAAUCCUAGAUUUUUGGUCCCAUUUGCUGGUGCCACUGCCUUGUCAAUUGCUUUGGCUGCUCACUAUUCUUCCUCCGCAAACAUUAUUUCUAAUGAAUCCGGAAAAACUUUCACCGACCCAAACAACUGGAUUGACUUGAAAUUGGCAAAAUCUGUUGAUUUGACUCACAACACCAAACACUUGUAUUUCAAAUUAGCCAAUGAAGAUGAUGUUUCUGGUUUGGUUACUGCUUCUUGUUUGUUGACUAAAUUUGUUACUCCAAAAGGUAGUAAUGUCAUUAGACCAUACACUCCAGUCUCUGAAGUCAACCAAGCUGGUGAAAUUGAAUUUGUUAUCAAAAAAUACGAAGGUGGUAAAAUGUCUACUCAUAUCUUUGACUUGAAAGAAGGUGACACCUUAUCAUUCAAAGGUCCAAUUGUUAAAUGGAAAUGGGAACCAAACCAAUUCAAAUCAAUUGCUUUGAUUGGUGGUGGUACUGGUAUUACUCCAUUGUACCAAUUGUUGCAUGAAAUUACUUCUAACCCAGCUGACAAGACUAAAGUUAAUUUGAUUUACGGUAACGUUUCCCCAAGUGAUAUUUUAUUGAAGAAAGAAAUUGAUGACAUUGCUGAAAAACACAAGGAUCAAGUUAAAGUUCACUACUUUGUUGAUAAGGCCGAUAACAACGACUGGAAAGGUGAAGUUGGUUUCAUCACUAAAGAAUUCUUACAAGGUGCUUUAGAUAAACCAAGUAGUGACUUUAAAGUUUUUGUUUGUGGUCCACCAGGUUUAUACAAGGCUAUUUCUGGUGCUAAAGUUUCUCCAACUGAUCAAGGUGAAUUGACUGGUCACUUGAAAGAUUUGGGUUUCGAAAAAGAACACGUCUUUAAAUUCUAG
Molecule: messenger RNA, 906 nt
Organism: Candida tropicalis MYA-3404
Lineage: Eukaryota; Fungi; Ascomycota; Pichiomycetes; Serinales; Debaryomycetaceae
Gene: MCR1
Product: cytochrome-b5 reductase
Exons: 1
Coding region: 1-906 (301 amino acids)
Biological process (GO): ergosterol biosynthetic process
Molecular function (GO): cytochrome-b5 reductase activity, acting on NAD(P)H
Source: RefSeq, a predicted model, not a curated record